This is a messenger RNA of Talaromyces amestolkiae, 1248 nucleotides long. RefSeq lists its product as uncharacterized. Gene Ontology annotation, biological process: L-tyrosine catabolic process. The record is from RefSeq and is a predicted model, not a curated record. Gene Ontology annotation, molecular function: 4-hydroxyphenylpyruvate dioxygenase activity. The coding region runs from base 1 to 1248 and encodes 415 amino acids. The transcript is spliced from 4 exons. NCBI's taxonomy places the organism in Eukaryota, Fungi, Ascomycota, Eurotiomycetes, Eurotiales, Trichocomaceae.
AUGGCACCAUCAGCCAUCUCAGACCUCCAAUCCGACAAUCUACCCACAACCCAAUCCGCCCUCUCCUCCUACCGCGGCUAUGACCAUGUACAUUGGUACGUCGGCAAUGCCAAACAAGCUGCAACCUUCUACAUCACGCGCAUGGGCUUCUCGCGCGUCGCCUACCGCGGUCUCGAAACUGGUUCCCGCAGCAUCUGCUCACACGUCGUGCGCAACGGAGGUAUAACUUUUGUACUCACUUCGCCGCUUCGAUCACCCUACAACAGCGAGAAGCUUGACCGACUCUUUCCCAGCGCAGAAGAGCAGGAGCAUCUGAAAGAGAUUCAUGAGCAUUUGGCGCGACAUGGUGAUGCGGUUAAAGAUGUUGCGUUUGAGGUUGAUUCCGUCGAUGAUGUGUUCACUGCAGCUGUGGGAAAUGGCGCCGUUGCGGUUUCGCAACCCAAGACAAUUGAGGAUGAGAACGGGCAGGUCAGGGUUGCUACUAUUCGGACGUAUGGAGAUACGACGCAUACUUUGAUUCAGCGUCGAGGGGUCGCAAAGCCCUAUUCAGGAGUUUUCUUGCCUGGGUACAGGGAUGAGACAACUUCCGGUGGCAGUGACCCUAUUACCGCUUUCCUGCCAAAGGUUGAUUUGAGGAGGAUCGAUCAUUGCGUUGGAAAUCAGGAUUGGGAUGAGAUGGAGAAGGUUUGCGAGUACUACGAAAAAGUACUCGGAUUCCACCGUUUUUGGUCCGUAGACGACAAAGACAUCUGCACAGACUACUCCGCCUUAAAAUCAAUCGUCAUGUCCUCCCCGAACGACAUCGUCAAAAUGCCCAUUAACGAACCCGCCCAUGGUAAAAAGCAGUCCCAAAUCGAAGAAUACGUUGACUUCUACGACGGCGCUGGCGUACAACACAUCGCCCUGCUGACAGAUGACAUAAUCAGCGCAAUCACGAACCUGAAAGCUCGUGGAGUGGAGUUUAUCAAGGUGCCACCGACGUAUUACGAUAAUAUGUGGAUGCGUCUCAAGAGAGCAGGCAUGAUGCCCAAGGAGGCGUGGGAGGACAUUAAGAGGUUGGAUAUUUUGAUUGAUUUUGAUGAGGGGGGUUAUUUGUUGCAGCUUUUUACAAAGCAUCUCAUGGAUCGGCCGACUGUUUUCAUUGAGAUUAUCCAGCGCAAUAACUUCUCUGGAUUUGGUGCGGGUAAUUUCAAGUCAUUGUUCGAAGCUAUUGAGCGCGAGCAGGCUCUCAGAGGGAAUCUGAUUUAA